This is a messenger RNA of Didymodactylos carnosus, 4905 nucleotides long. The record is from the annotation of a GenBank genome assembly. NCBI's taxonomy places the organism in Eukaryota, Metazoa, Rotifera, Eurotatoria, Philodinida, Philodinidae.
AUGAACUUUUUAUCUGACGAUGAUUUAUUUCGUGAAAUUUGUUCAAAACUGUUUGAAUUUCAUAAAAUUGGUUGGACGUACAAUGAAAAAUCUCAAUUAUUAGAUACGAUUUGUGAGUGGAAUAAACUAUCAAUAACAACGAAUAUGAACAAUAAUCGACGUAUUAAAUUAGAAAAUCUUCUUGAAAUUUUAUCAAACGAAAUAAUUUUAUCAUUAUUAUCAGCAGGGAAAAUUCUAUCUGUUAUUCAAACGCAAACAACAAAUGAAUGGAAUAAUACACUUUUAACAGACGUAAGUAGAAAUAUUCAAACUGAUUGGUUAACGCCAUUGACAUCUGAAUUCACAUCUAAUACUUGGAAUAAUUUAAUUAAUACAACAACUAAUAGCACAACAACAACAGCAGAAGCAGAUUAUCGACAAACUGUAUAUGAACGACAGCAAUCAGAAAGUUUACAACUAGCAUUACAACCGCUAAAUUCUGUAACACAUUUUUAUCAUCAUCAUGAAAAAGACGAACAAAAAGAACCAUUACAUGAAUAUCGAACUAUAUUAAAUGAAAAUCUUAGUGAAUUAGCUUAUCUUAAAUGGCCAACGAAAGAUAUUACAUCACUGAAAACUGUAUUUUAUAAUCUGUAUAAUUAUAAUAGCAUUGAUGCCUUAAAAACCUCAAUACUUGUUGUUGAAACAAUUGUUACAAAUCGUUUAGCUGAUUCAAAUAAUAUUCAACGUAUUAUUAAGUAUAUAACAUCCAAUUCAAACAAUAGUUGUUCGUGGAUGAAAGAGUUAAAUAAAAUUAUAAAAGAAACAGGCACUGGUAAAAGUUUACAAACAUUAUUGCAAGAACUUGAACAACUCAAUGGAAAUAUUAUUGUAAAUCAAAAUGAAUUAGAAUCAAUUUAUCAAACAAUAAUGAAUUAUUACAAAGAGAGCAUUUCGUCUUGGUCAGUUAAUGAUAUUAAGAAUUGGACAAGAACAUCAGCUGUUUCUCAAAAAAAACAACACAAACAACCAUUUUCUACCAAUGAUGAUUGCAUUAAAAUGGCCGUUAUUAUAAAAGCUGCAUAUAUUCAUAAACAAUAUUGUCCACGCGAUAUACAAAUUUUAUCUGUGAUUUUGUUAUUAAGACAUAAAACACACGGUGGUCGUAUUACAAAUAUAAAAACUGGUGAAGGAAAAUCGAUAAUUGUUUGUAUGUUAGCUGUUUAUUUAGCACUUGGACGUAAGAAAGUUGAUAUUAUAACAACAAGUGAAGUUUUAGCUAUACGUGAUACAGAGGAAUUUAAAGAUUUUUAUGAAAUGUUUAAUUUAACAUGUACACAUAAUUGUGGAGACAAUUUAGAAGAUAAAACAAAUUAUUUACUAGAUAUUGUUUACGGUACUGUUAAUCAUUUUGCUGGUGAUCUAUUAAGGACUGAAUUCUAUUUAGAAAAUGUACGUCAAAAUCGUCCGUAUGAAGCAGCUAUUGUCGAUGAAGUUGACAGUAUGUUUAUUGAUCAAUCAAAUCAUUAUACUCAACUCGCAUCGUUAACACCCGGUAUGAAAAGUUUAGCUAUUAUAUUUCGUUUAAUUUGGAGCUGUUUUUCACAGUUUAAUAUAACAGAUGACGAUUGUUUUGUGAUGAUAAACGAACAAAAACAACAUUGUAUGAUUAAUAUUUUAACAUUUAUUCAAGAAAAAUUAAAAAAUCCAAACAUCAUACGUUGUCCAACUUACAGACAAGAAUAUAUUAAUUCAAAAGUACCAAAAUGGAUUAAAAGUUGUAAAACGGCAAUGUAUUAUCUGCAUGAAAAGGUUGAUUAUGUUAUAUCUGACGAUGGUAAGAUAGUUGUUGUUGAUUACAGAAAUACCGGUGUAUCACAGACAAAUAUGCAUUGGAAUGAUGGAUUACAUCAAUUUUUACAAUUGAAGCAUCAACUCAGAUUGUCACCUGAACGAAUGUGUGAUUCAUUCUUUUCAAAUGUAACAUUUUUCAAAAAAUAUCGACCAAAUUUAUAUGGUCUUACGGGUACAGUUGGAGCACAAUCUUCACAAAACUUCGUUCGAGAUGUAUAUGAAGUCGAUGUUGUACUUAUACCAAAAUAUUUAGACAGUCAGUUUACAAUACAUCCAGGUCAGCUUGCCAGAAAUCGUAUUGAAUGGUUAGAUAAAAUUUCUAUUGAAUGUAAUCAAUUUGCAGUUGUAAAUCGUAGAGCUGUUUUAAUUAUUUGUCAGACAAUACAAGAUGCAGUAGAUGUUGCAUCAAAAUUAGAAGGUAAUCAUCCAAGACAUCGAAUAAAACUCUAUGUACGAAGUGAUGAUAAGCAACAUGAUAAACCAGAGCAAGUGUGUGAAGGUGAUAUAAUUGUAGCAACGAAUUUAGCAGGUCGUGGUACAGAUUUAAAACCAGUAACAGCUAUAAAUGAUUGUGGUGGGCUACAUGUUAUUGUUCCAUUUUUACCACAAAAUCUUCGUGUUGAACAGCAAGCAUUCGGACGUGCUGGUCGACAAGGAAAUCCUGGUAGUGCACGAUUGAUAUUGAAUCAGGAAGAGGAUCUGCCUCAAUUGGUUCAAUAUUUCAAAAAUUUAGCUAUUGAUGAACAUCGAACAAUUGAAGGUGUUAAACAGUUACGAGAUAAAUAUAAAGCAACAACGAUACAAGAAGCUACGAAGAAGGUACGAAAAAUUGAAGCAAAAGAUCAUCUAUUACAACAGUUUUUAAAUAUGGCACAUAGUCAACGAGAAUAUAUUGAUUUUGGAAAUAAUAAAAAAUAUAAUCCUGGAUUUGAUUCAUUACGAGAAACAUGGGGGAAUUAUUGUUUUAAAACUGAUGAUAUGGAUGAUGAAGCGUCAAUUCAAAGACUCUACAAAGAAUUUGCUAAUAAAGUUCAAACAUGCUUAAAUCGAUGUGUUCAGAUGAAACGCAAUCCUGAUCAACAAUCACAAUUUACCACAUAUGUCAGAUUCCAGUUCGGAGUGAAGGACGAUGAUGCCAAACGUAAAGAAAAUCAAGCUAACGUUGAUUGUCAUAUACUAAACGAAUUAAUUGAACAUCCUAAGUAUUUUAUGGAUGCUGGUUUAAAUGAAGUGUGUGGCGAAAGCGGGAAAAUAGCAGGUGCUAACAGUCGUAGUUUAAAACUAUUAGAAUUAGCAGAACGACGAGACGACUCAGAUUUCAUUGUAUUCUAUAAUAAAGCAGGGUGUCUUGUUGGUCAAGGAAAAGGCAGUGAUGCUCUAACUGCUAUGAAUAGAUCGCUAAAUUUGCUUGUAUAUGAGAUUGAAAAUCGUAAUAAAUUAAUAAUAUUGAAUGCAAAACCACCGUCCGAUGGAAAGCCACCACGUGUAUUUGCCGAAGUGAUUUUUCUACAAAUCGUUAAAAGUUAUAUUGAAGCGACAAGAAAUCAACUUAAUCAGUAUGAUUCCGAUAAACAUGAAUUAACAUGUAAUUAUGAAUAUUGGACAGAAGAAUUUAUACAAGAACAAUUAAAUGGUACAGAAUUUGCAUAUUUAAUACCUGAUCUAGAAGAAGAGAGAAAAGAAUGGUGCUAUGAAGGUCUACAGUUUCGUUAUAAAUUUAUUAUCGAAGCAAAACGAUGUUGGUGGAAAACAAUAUUUAUAUUUGUAAUGGGUGUAGCACAAGUUAUUGGUGGUGCAAUAUUGUGCUAUACAACAGGACAUGUUAAACUUGGUACAUCAAUGAUAAUGGGAGGCGUAUUUGAUAUGUACACUGCUGUUGCUACGACGAUCACAUCCGAUUUCAGUUUGACUGAUUAUUUUAAAAAUAAAGUUGUUACCUAUGGUACAGAAUUAUUGAGCUUAGGUGUCUUAAAUAAAUUUGUUCAACCGAUUUUUUCAACACAACAAAUUAACGUUAUUGGUUUUGGUUUGAAAACUAUUGAUGGACUUGUUAAGAAUGGAUUUAAUUUAAAUUCAGUGAGAGAGACUGUGUUUGAUGCAUUGAAGGUAGCCGGUAUUAAUAAUGCAUCAUUGAACUAUGCUACGAAAAUAUCAGAAAAUAUUGAUGCUGUUGUAGCUGCAGUUCGAGGUGAUUUAAAUCAAUUACUAAAUACGAAAACCGUGAAUAAUUUUAUAAAUUUAUUUGAUGGACAAAAUAAAUUGUUUAGUGGAAAAGAAAAGGAAGUAUUUAGUCGAGUUUUAAAUGUUAAAGAUAAUUUAAUUAGAUCUGGUUUAGAUUUAAAUAAUUUAGUUCCAAGCGCCAUAGAAGUAUUGAAAAACGAAAUAGGACAAAUAACUAUAGAACAACUAACGGCCGUUGCAUUACCGCAAGCACUCGAAUUAGAAAUGAGUAAAGCUGUAUCAAAUGUAAAACAAUUAAAGAAGACAGUUAUCGAUACAAUUAAUAGUCAAAGAGUGUUAAAAACUGAUGCACAUGUUAAUCUUGUAAAUCAAAUAAUAAACAGUUCAGAUCCAUAUUCAAUAUUUCAGACAAGUAAAUAUCAACUAGACCCAUCAAUUCGAUCAAUUUUAGAACCAUGUAUUCAACAAUGCAAACUAUUAAAAGAUCAACAUCAAUUUCUUAAUGAUGGUCGUGUCGUUUCAGUUUAUAAAAAUUAUCGUAAUACAUUAGUAGAUCGAAAUAUAACCUAUGAUACAUUAAUAAAAUCUGGUUCAAAUUCAGUUAAAAAUCUAAUUGAACAAACAUGUAAUUCAAAUCCGCACUCAGAUUUAUUGAAAAAAGCUUUAUUAACUACAAUUGAUGAAUUAGCUAAUUCGAAUACAGCAUUAUCAUCAAGAGUAGUAAAUUUGAAUAAUAAAGCAGCGACGAUGUUAAAAGAUCGUUUAGAAACAAAUUUAAUUCGACCGAACAUAGAAAACCAAAAAGAACGAGAAUUAAAUCAAGGCGAUAAAAAAUUAGCGAAACAAUUUUCAACAGCAUAUAAUCAUAUUUCAAAAAAGGCAAACGAAUAA